This is a messenger RNA of Wasmannia auropunctata (little fire ant), 1377 nucleotides long. Its product is annotated as odorant receptor 13a-like. Bases 180 to 1370 code for a protein of 396 amino acids. The record is from RefSeq and is a predicted model, not a curated record. Gene Ontology annotation, cellular component: plasma membrane. Gene Ontology annotation, biological process: sensory perception of smell; detection of chemical stimulus involved in sensory perception of smell. The transcript is spliced from 6 exons. Lineage: Eukaryota; Metazoa; Arthropoda; Insecta; Hymenoptera; Formicidae. Gene Ontology annotation, molecular function: odorant binding; olfactory receptor activity.
AUUAACACGUUUUUCGUAAAAAAGUUACAAUAUCACGAAUAACAAAUCGUUAUCUGAUUCUCGAAUUGAAAGUUUAUAAUUUUAAACAAGUAUAUCUCUCACUUUCUUUGAACGAAAAGAUUCUUGCAAGAAGAACAUUACGAUCUACUCUCGUUUCCUCUUAUCGUUGAUUAUGUAAGAUGUUCGCGUUAAUCGAUCAACCAAAGAUUGACCUUCGUCAAAUAAUGUCUACUAAUACAAUUACCCGAUCGGUCGAGAUCGGACUUCGGGCCGUCGGCAUCUGGCCAGGUGUGCCCUACGUGUUCGUCAACCGACUUUUCUGGACCACGAUGAUGAUAACCGUGCAGAUCUUUCAGUAUCGUUACGUAGUGAUGCAUCUUAACUCCGAUGACAUCUCACUGCUGAUGGAUAGCCUAAGUUCAUGCUUGACGUUCAGUCUGUUGUGUGUCAAGUUAAUUGUUUUCUGGACGAAACAACGAAUAUUCAGCGACGUGUUAACAAGCAUCGCGACGGACUGGGAGGAAUGCGGGGACGCCUCGUACAGCAUGAGUAGCGUGGCCAAUCUGUCGCAUCGUUUCUCCAAUUUGAUUAUCGGCCUGCACUCGUCGGCCGUGCUGUUCUACUGCAUCGGCGUCGUCGCCCUGCGCAGCGACGACGCCGCUGAUCCUGCCAAUCGUGAACUUAUCGUCAAGAUAGAUUUACCUUUUGAGAGUGGCACGUCGCCAAUGUACGAGGUCGUCAUGACCACGCAAUUCCUGCAAGUGAUAACGGCCGCCGGCGUGAUCGGUGUGUUCAACGCGCUGCUCGUUACGCUGGUGCUCCAUGUGGGCGGUCAAAUAGACAUUUUGCGGAAAAAAAUAUUGGAAAUUUUACCGAAGAAAAAGAAGUCAACUGUUUCCACGAUUUCAAUAGGCUCGUUAAUUCGAAGACAUCAAAAUAUCAUUGUUUUUACCGGAAAAAUUGAAAGCCUGUACUCGUACAUCGCCCUAGGCCAAUUCUUAUCGAACACUCUCGUUAUUUGCUCCUUGGGCUUUGUCAUCGUUAAAUCGAUCGGCGCCGAUCAAGGCUCUUCUAUGUUAGUGAGAUCUCUUUUGUUUUACGUCGUCACUAAUAUGGAAGCGUUUAUCUUCUGUUUCGCCGGCGAAUAUCUAAGUGGUAAGAGUCAGAUGAUCGGCGACGCGGCAUAUGAAUCUCUGUGGUACGAUUUAACUCCGAGCGAGAAUCGAAUUCUGCUCUUCCUGAUAAUGAGAUCACAAAAACAAUUGGCGAUCACCAUAGGCAGAUUCACAAAUCUCUCUUUGUAUCAGUUCUCAAACAUUAUUAAAUCGUCAGCGUCAUACGUUUCUGUGCUACGUAUUUUAACGGUAUGAUUAUAGC